Molecule: messenger RNA, 1201 nt
Organism: Umbelopsis ramanniana AG
Lineage: Eukaryota; Fungi; Mucoromycota; Umbelopsidomycetes; Umbelopsidales; Umbelopsidaceae
Exons: 7
Coding region: 246-1025 (259 amino acids)
Source: RefSeq, a predicted model, not a curated record
AAAAAAUCCAAUCCAAGAGGAUCAGGCCAUUUUGAACUGGUACUCAGCUUGUGGAAAUAUUAAUACUCCGUCGCUGAUCGCUUCAGCCAAUUUUGACCAUGACCUGUGACAGUGAAAUACGGAACAACGUCAAGCUCUUUCUGGAAGCCUAUAGAACACCUUUUGUGGUCUUCCAUCGUGAAAUUCGCCAAGACCAAUCUCUACUGAAAGACCUUGAAAAACAAGUGAUUGGUCUUUAGUAAAUUAUGAACUCGGGUCCAACCCCUCCUAUGGGCUUGGCUCGUCCUAGUCGUAGUGUUAAUCGCUACCGUUUGGAGGUUAUACAGCAUCCUCUGCGAGCGCGAUGUUGUGGAUUUGGCGAGAAAGAUAGGAGACCAAUUGAUCCUCCUCCAGUUCUUCAGCUCUUUGUAGAAGGCGAGGAUGGAGAAUUAAUAACUGUUAGCUCCUUGGAUAUCUCUUUCUUUCUAGUACAGUGCGAUCUCUACUCGGACAACGGCGCAGAAGAACGCAAUAUCGUCUUACAUCCUUCCACAGUACCUAAUACGCAUUUUACCGCAACUACUUCCACGAUCUCACCUCCGAUCUCCGGUGCAGUCUCAGUUGCAUCGGAGUCCAAGUACGGAGGUUCCCUCUCCACUGUAAUAUCCCUCAGGAACCCGACUCCAACUCGGAAUCUAAUGGGCUCCCUUAUAGCUAACGCUGUACAACUUGAAAAUCCCCAAAAGACAUCUGGCAUAUACUUUGUUUUCCCUGAUCUCUCUGUGCGCUCGGAAGGGAAAUAUACUUUAAAGUUCAUGUUUUUCGAUUUGGCAGUUGGCGAACCUUUAACAAUGAGCACAAAAGUGCAAGCUGAAGUUUAUACACAAUCUUUUACUGUGUACUCUGCUAAAAAGUUUCCAGGAAUGACAGAAUCUACUGAAUUGUCAAAAUGCUUUGCGAGACAAGGGAUAAAGAUACCAAUUCGAAAAGAAUCACGUUUUAAACGUCCAACCGAUAGGUUUUAUGGUAUGAUGAAAGUGAUAUAGAAGACUUACCGACCGACGAUAUCUCUGGCACAGGCAACCUUGAUGGGCUGACCUCACAUCAAGCAGAGCCAUCAACGAGCACUUCAAAAGAGAGUGUUGAGGAGUCGCCAACACCUUAUAAGCGACUUAGCAUCUCAUCCUAUCUGAGUGCGCAGCGCGACUGAGCCUAUUCACAC